CUCCUGCUUUUAGACCUGCCGCUAAGAAGUCGGAGCUGGAGCUCAUCUAAGUCUAGAUGGCAAACCAUUUUCAAGCUCUAGCCCUUCGGUGUCCAUGUCCGUGUUGUCAUCGUCCUCGGUCAUAUCGCUACCUAGCAAAACUUUCGUCACUAAUCACCACGAGCGACAUGAUUUCAAUCUAGAGCUGCUUACCGGUUUCAUUCCCACUACCGUUAUCAGCGCCGAUAACGAAGCUUUCUCCUUUCGCGUGGAUGAUGUCUUCGAUAACUACUUUCUGGAGAUAGUCAUUUUAAUACGGGCCUCGCUAGUAGCCACCGAGCUUUCAGCUUUAUUUUCGCAGUACCUUUGCUCGAUUGGUGUCAAACGAGUUGGAUUUGUUGUAGACCGCAGCUUAGCAGCAAGCAAAAAAUUACUCGAUGGGCCCUACUUCUCAUCGAACGAGGGUCUCUUUCGCCUUUGGAAGCUAUUCCCAGAUAGCCAAAGUGCUUUCGUAGCAUCGCUGUAUAUGAAUGCAUCGAUACCAGAAGCAGCACCCAAUCUUGCGAUCGCAGUGCCGUCUCAACUAUACUACCCACCAUCCGCAAACAAGCAUCUCAACGGACUGCGGGUCACUAUUAAAGACAACAUUAACAUUGCUAGAGUAAAGACCUUUACAUCUUCGAAGGCGUACGGCGAGCUGUAUGGGAGUGUAUCACAGUCCGCCCCAGCUAUUCAACGCUUACUUGAUCUUGGGGUUGUGAUUGUAGGGAAGACAGGCAUGAGCCAGUUCGCCGAUGCCGAGGAUCCCACCGGCGACUGUGUCGAUUUCCAUGCACCAUGGAAUCCACGUGGCGACGGUCUUCGCUCUCCUGGAGGCAGUAGCUUCGCUGGAAGAAGUGUCCGCGUCCCCGCAGCAAGUCAGUCCGUAUAUGGCUUCCGACCUUCCAGAGGGACCGUCAGUAUCGACAGUGUAGUGUUAAUCCACAACGAUUUAGAUAUCAUCGGCGUCUUAUCCAGGAAUUACCAUGUUCUAGAACUUGUGUCUCAACAUCUCUUUCAUACAACGCCAUCUAUCAUAGAGGACCAUGCCGAGGACACUCGUCCAACGCUUAUCUAUCCCACCCAUCUAUUUCCAAUCGAAGACAAAGCUGCUCAAAACAUGUACGACAAGACUGUCUCCGCUUUAAAAAAUACUGUUGAGCGUGAAGAGGGCCAAUACCAUGAAAAGGCCACCUUCCGAGCCGAAUACCAAGCAAAGUUUGGGCGCCAGCCCUACGUCAAUCCACUUGCACAAUUGAGGUGGAUAAAUAGAGCGCGAAUGCAACCUGAACACUUCAAAAGAUUCAUCGAUGGCAUAUUUGGUUCCCGUUCUUUUAUGGUGACUCCUUUCAAAUUCGGAGAGCCAGAGGCUCGGGAUAUUUUCCGUCUGGCUCCUGCCGAGAGAGUCCGUAAAGAGUUUAGUUGGGGUAUGCGGCCAGCGUUUCAAAGCCCAAUGGCUGGGCAGCCCGAAAUCGUGUUCCCAGUUAGCCAGCUUCCGGUGUUCUCACAGGCCAGCCACGUAAAGGAGAAGUAUGGCGUUAUUGCAUCUCUCCUGGGGUCAAGAGAUAUGGAUAUGGAAAUUCUUGAGACCGUCAAGUCCCAGGCUUACAAGAACCAGUUCUAUGCGGGUUCGUGCUUGAAUAUCACUCAGGCGGGUCCCUCUUGAAU
This is a messenger RNA of Mollisia scopiformis, 1686 nucleotides long. RefSeq names its product amidase signature enzyme. NCBI's taxonomy places the organism in Eukaryota, Fungi, Ascomycota, Leotiomycetes, Helotiales, Mollisiaceae. The transcript is spliced from 11 exons. The record is from RefSeq and is a predicted model, not a curated record. Bases 95 to 1684 code for a protein of 529 amino acids.